AUGGCGCCUAGUCUCUCAAGCAUCGAGCUCAAUGACGGAGGACCCGCCGCUACCCACAGCGAAGGAGAUAAGAUGACUAUGGCUGCGAAUACCACCAAAGUCUAUGAAAAGGAAGACGCUUCACCUCCUGAUGUUGAUGUUGAAGAGCUACGAGCUACUCAAAGAUCUCACCGAUGGGAUCCCAACCUGCCGCAAGAGAAGGCCAACGAGAUUCUAGACGACACCAAGACCGGCAACUUGGACACGAUUGACUCUCUUGUAGAGGCAUUGGAAGAGAAUUCACCCUAUAACGAAGUAAGAGCCGCAGUCCGCAAUACGGACGGAGAAGAAGUUGCCAACACAGUCCGUGCCUGGAUACUGGGUAUGCUGUUCGUUACUAUAUGCAGUGGGCUCAAUAUGCUCUUGAGCAUGCGGAGUCCAGCAAUAUCUUUCCCAUCCGUCGUAGUGCAGCUUCUGGUAUUUCCGUUGGGCUGCUUUUGGGCCAAAAUAGUCUCUACUAAGGCUUUCACUAUUUUUGGUCUGAAAUGGACCUUCAAUACUGGACCUUUCACAAUCAAAGAGCAUACUGUUAUCACACUCAUGGCGAAUGUCUCGAUCUCGUAUGCAUAUAGCACGGAUGCAUUGCUUGCUCUUAAAGGAAAACCGUACUAUAACCUCGACAUGGGAUGGGGCUUUCAACUGCUAUUCACAUUGAGCAGUCAACUCAUUGGGAUUGCUUUGGCAGGAAUGUUCCGCCGAUUUCUGGUUUACCCGUCAGCCAUGCUUUGGCCCAACCAAUUUGCCAAUUCCUCUCUAUUCUACGCUCUUCACGACCAGAGCAAAUCUGAUCCAGCAACCACCAACGGCUGGUUGAUUUCGCGAUACCGUUGGUUCGUUUAUGUCGUUGCCGGGUCAUUUGCCUACUACUGGUUUCCGGGUGUGCUCUGGCAAGGACUGUCUGUCUUCUCUUUCGUGACGUGGAUACGACCCAAUAACGUGGUUCAGAACCAGCUCUUCGGCGGGUUUACAGGUUUAUCCUUAAUCCCCCUUACUUUCGACUGGACAUAUGUUUCGGCCUAUUUGCUUGACCCUUUGCUUGCUCCGGCCCACUCCUUGGCGAACACACUAGUUGGACUGAUAGUCUUCAUAAUUAUCACCGCAAUCGGAAUAUCAUAUUCUGGAGCUCUCUACUCAGACUAUCUUCCGAUCAAUACCUCCACGACCUUCGACAAUACAGGAAGCACCUACAAUGUGUCUCGGAUUCUCGGUCCAAACUUCACAUUCGAUGCGGCCAAGUAUAAGGACUACUCGCCGCUAUUCCUAGCACCUACCUUUGCGAUCAACUACGGACUUUCAUUUGCAGCACUGACAGCCGCCAUAGUCCAUACAAUCCUCUUCCAUCGCAAAGAGAUAUGGUACAGAUUUCGAGCCGCCAAGAACCAAGAGCCAGAUAUCCACAUGAAACUGAUGUCGAAAUAUCAAGAAGCUCCGGACUGGUGGUAUGGUGCUCUCUUCGUCCUCUCCCUGGCCUUGGGUCUCGCAACCGCACUAGGAUAUUCCUCGCAGCUACCCUGGUGGGCUUUCUUCGUCGCUAAUAUCAUCGCCCUGGUCUUCAUCAUUCCGACGUGCAUGAUCUUGGCGAUCACCAAUAUUUCAUUGGCCCUGAACGUUCUGUCCCCGUUCUUGGCAGGAUACAUGAUCCCUGGGCGGCCCAUCGGCGUAAUGAUCUUUAAGGUGUUUAGCACGAUCACACUAGGACAGGCACAGACCUAUUCCGGAGACUUGAAACUGGCUCAUUACAUGAAAGUCCCGCCUCGAGUCACGUUUUGGUGCCAGGUCGUGGCCAGCAUCUGGGCCUGCUUCGUCCAGGUCGCCGUCAUGAACUGGACACUAGGAGCAAUCGACGGCGUGUGCACCCCAACGCAGUCCACCCACUUCACCUGCCCGAACGGGAAAACCUUCUUCUCUUCCUCCAUUGUCUGGGGCGUGAUCGGACCCAAGCGCAUAUUCGGUCCAGGCUCCAUCUACUCAAAGAUGCAGUGGUACUGGCUGCUCGGGGCCCUCCUCCCCGUCUUCUUUUACACCCUCAUGAGACUGUUUCCAAGGUCCCGAGCACGCUUUCUCAAUGCUCCAGUCAUGCUCGGAGCUAUGGCGUGGCUUCCUCCUGCUACCCCUCUGAGUUUUGCGUCUUGGUCUAUCAUCGGCUUGAUCUUUAAUUACUGGAUUCGGCGACGCUGGAAUGGCUGGUGGUCCACUUACAACUAUGUCACGGCUGCGGCGCUUGAUUCUGGCCUCAUUAUUUCCACGGUUGUCGUCUUCUUUGCUAUUACGCUGCCGAAUGUCAAGAUCCCGGAUUGGUGGGGAAAUACUGCGGUGUUUGAGACUAUGGACGCGACGAACGGGGCCAUGCGGAAGGUGGUUGCCGAUGGGGAGACGUUUGGGCCGGCAAAGUGGUGAUUUUUGGGAAGUGUGGUUGAGGAGUCCUCGUUCUAUUAAUGAAGCUAAAACCAAGCGCGAAUCCAGAGCGUAACCCUCCCUCUGAGAGCCUCCCAGCGUCUGGCCAAUUUGAUCUCUUUAUCAGGUAUCAUGCCCAA
This is a messenger RNA of Mytilinidion resinicola, 2573 nucleotides long. RefSeq names its product small oligopeptide transporter. The coding region runs from base 1 to 2436 and encodes 811 amino acids. The transcript is spliced from 7 exons. The record is from RefSeq and is a predicted model, not a curated record. Gene Ontology annotation, biological process: transmembrane transport. Gene Ontology annotation, molecular function: oligopeptide transmembrane transporter activity. NCBI's taxonomy places the organism in Eukaryota, Fungi, Ascomycota, Dothideomycetes, Mytilinidiales, Mytilinidiaceae.